Helobdella robusta is the source of this 3297-nucleotide messenger RNA. RefSeq lists its product as hypothetical. The record is from RefSeq and is a predicted model, not a curated record. The transcript has 18 exons. Gene Ontology annotation, cellular component: nucleus. Bases 365 to 2035 code for a protein of 556 amino acids. Gene Ontology annotation, molecular function: mRNA binding. NCBI's taxonomy places the organism in Eukaryota, Metazoa, Annelida, Clitellata, Rhynchobdellida, Glossiphoniidae.
UCUUAAUUUCAAAUUGUAUCAUUAAAUUAAUUGACUGAUUAAUUAAUUAAUUAAUUAAUUAUAAUUAUAUAUGAAAUAAUUAAUUGUUGAUUAAUAAUUUUAACUCUUACUUUUUGUUGAUUUAUUUGAUUUUUUAGAAUUAAUCGGAAGCUGAAUUAUCAAUAGUUCGGGGAUAAGCACAUAAACAAUAACAAAGAAUUUUAAACAAAACGAGUGAAUUAAAAUCUUUUAAAAAACUCGGCGAAGCAUAAAACCACUGAAAAAAAUUUCAGAAAUCUUAUUUGCUCAACUGUUAGAUCAAAAAAUUUGAGAAGAAAAAAAUUCACCAUACAACAAAACCACAAUUUUAAUAAGACAUAAAAUAAUGACUGACUCAAUAAACCAACACAAUCCCAUCCUUACAUCUGCCGCUUCCAACAACAACAACAACAACAGCAACAUUUCAACAGCAAACUCUUCAACAACAAACACUCCUGAAUUUUCACCGGCCAUCUUGGAACUGUUGAAAAGAACUGACUACCCACUGGUUCAGGAAAACGGUCAGCGAAGGUACGGACCCCCGAAGAAUUGGGUGGGGGAAGUUCCGCGACGCGGAUGUGAAAUUUUCGUCGGCAAGCUACCAAGGGAUUGUUUUGAAGAUGAGUUAGUCCCCAUCUUAGAGAAGUUUGGAAGACUUUAUGAGUGUCGCAUCAUGGUCGAUUUUGACAAGGGCAACAGAGGUUUUUGUUUCGCGACCUAUGCAAAUCGAGAAGAAGCGAAGACAGCCAGUAAGGAGAUGAACAACUAUGAAAUCAGAGAGAAAAGAUACAUUGGUGCCUGUCAGUCAGUGGACAACUGUCGGUUGUUUGUUGGGGGCAUACCUCUGGAUAAGAAGGAAGAAGAUGUAGUUGAGGCCAUGAAACAAAUGACGGAGGGUGUAGUGAGAGCCAUCGUGUAUUCGAGUGUGGCCGACAAGACGAAAAACAGAGGAUUUGCAUUCGUCGAGUACGAAAGCCACAAGGCAGCGGCUGUGGCGAGGAGGAAGUUGAUGACGGGGCGUGUGUCGCUCUGGGGCCAACAGGUCGCAGUCGAUUGGGCUGAACCGGAAACGGAAAUUGAUGAUGACGUCAUGUCUAAGGUGAAGAUAUUGUACAUACGCAACCUGAUGACGACAACCACGGAGGAAAUCAUUCUGCAGGCUGUCGUGCAGGCGCUGAAUGGAAGGAGGGAAGCUGUUAAAAAGUUGAAAGAUUUUGCGUUCGUUCAUUUCAAGGAGAGGGACGAUGCCCUGCGCGUAAUGCAAGCACUCGACAAUACGACAAUGGAUGGAUCGAGGAUUGAGGUCGUCCUAGCCAAACCCGCAAACAAGGAAACCAACACGUCCAGCAACAGUUUCACCGCAAGCAACAUGUUCAACAUCGUCAAUGGAACGUCGAAAUUAAUGAUAUCUCCCACGUACCCCCCCGUGCAAACGUCCCCGUUUUUAACGGGCUCUCCCUACUACCCCUUCGGAGGUGAUGCCCUGAUCUCGAACAAUCAACAAUUCAACAGCUACCCACUAUCUCCCCCACCCCUAUCAACGAUGACGUCAUCGACAUCAGCUUCCUUCCAGAAGUUCAGAGGAGGACAGGGCAUGAGACGGGCGGGAGGUAUGAGCAGGACGUAUGGACAGAAAGGCAAACAGAAUCGUCUGUACGAUCUUCACCCCGGUGUUGAACUAGUGCCCGUCAGUCCACACACCCUGAAGCCAAUCAGCAGCAAGUCUCCAGUUCAGUUACUGGAGGAGUUGUGCCAGCGAAACGGUUGGGAAAGCCCCGUCUACCAGCUGCACUCGACAAUCUCCAACUGUCCAAACGAGCAGCAGCUCUUUGUCCACAAGGUGUUGAUCUCAAACAUCAACAGCAAUCCAUUCAUGGCCAGCAAGUUGUGUAGGAAUGUUGACGAGGCGAAGAGAAUUGCCGCCGAGAAUGUUCUAAUGAGCCUAGGUGUGUCCUGCAAAGGAACCUUCCCAUCCAUUCACUGUCAGCAGCCAUCCGGAAACGAAUUCAGAUUAUAACGCUAAGGUUCUCUGAAUGGUACCCCAGUAAGGUUCUAAAUGGUACCACAGUAAGGUUCUAGAUGGUACCACGGUAAGGUUCUAAAUGGUACUAAGGCUAAGGUUCUAAAGGAUACCCACCGACCUAAUUACACCGUUCGAUGUUCAUGUUUUUAAUUUGGCUUAAAUGCUUUAAAUAAAUCUUUACAAAUUACUAUUUAUUAUAUAAAAAUAAAUAAAAAAAUAUAAAUAUUCAUAUUUUGUGAUUAUAUAUAUUUAACAUUUUUUUAAAUUUUAAGCUCUUUUUGCUAGUAACGGUGAUGUGAUGAUGACAAUGAAUGCUGAUGUUGAUGUGAUGAUGACAAUGAAUGCUGAUGUUGAUGUGAUGAUGAGGGUGAAUGAUGAACUUUGUGAUAAGAUUGUUAUAAUUGUGAUGAAAGCUUCGUUAACGUGGCUAAUAGGUUUGCAGUUCUAAUAGAUAAAAUGGGAGAUAAUAGUUUAAUCUAAGAUGACGAUGACUAAAAUGAUUGUGACGCUAAGAAAUUUACGUUAAUGUCAUUAUUAUAACAACGGUGAUGUAAUGAAUUGAUGUCAGCUAAGUAAUGCUGCUGUUAUGAUUUUGCGGUUAAACGAACGAAUGAAUUCAGUAGCACAUUGGGGAUCUGAUGUUCAUGUAAUUAUGAAUAAAUAAAUAUGAAUAAAUAUAUAUUAUUAGAUAUAAAUAUUUUUGAUACUUAGAUACUUAUACAUCUCCCUCUCUUUCUCUCUUUUUCAUUCUCUCUCUCUUCUUCUUCCUUUCUCUCUUUCUCCCACUGUGUGUGUGUGUGUGUAUGUGUGUGUAAUUGUGUUCUAAAAAAACAUCCCCACUAAAUUGUCCAACGCGAUUUUGCCGUUAAUGUUAACCCCUUUUUAAUUAAAACAAUGAAAUGAUUGUAACAUACCGUGAUUGCAAUGUUAAGCUGUCAAGUAUUCGUUAUCUAUAAUGUAAUUAUUUUAUAUUAUUUAUUUAUUAAAUUCUACUUAUGAGUGAUUUGUAUUGCUUAACUCCAAAUGUACUUGAAAUGUAAAAUACUGAUCGAUAUAAAUAGCCAUUGGAAUUUAAUAUUUUCAUUAUUUAGUUUAAUUUUUUUGAUGCUUCAAAUAGUCCAACCAUUUGAAAUAAUGUUCUAUAUUUCAAAUCCUCUUAUUGAUUUAUAAAUGUUUCAAUGAAUUAAUUUAAAAUCGUUUCGAUAAUAGUGUGUCGUCAUUUAUUUUGUUUAAAUAAAGAAAUUUAGUAGUGGUAA